CACACUCUCAUUGUUGAAAACCUUCAUACUUCGCAAAGCAGCACCUGCACAGUGGAUUCCUCAGUGUGUGUAAAAUCAGAUUUUCAUACAACUGGCAACUGACCCUUCAUCAAGAAUGCCAGCCCCAGGUUGCUCUGACAACAACCUGUUAUUUGUGUGCGAGUUUCGCCCUGGGCCCAGUUCACCAAAGCCUUCUGGUGACACGGAUUUUAUCGGCAUUGGUCUGGAUAAUGAACCGCAAAUCGUCAUCCUCCCUGCCCAGUGCAGCGUUUACCAGCUGCGGCUGCGCCUCUGCAUGCAGAUGCAGGAGCAGAACUCCCAUCCAGACCCACUGACAAUACUAGACCCUGAGAAAUACCUUCUGCUGUAUGCCAGGGGGGAAGACUGGUAUGAAGCCUAUGAUGACUGUCAGAUUCUCAGGACGUUAGACAUUCCAUGGUCACAUGACCCAUCAGGACUCCUGUUGGCAAGGAUUGCAGUAACGCCACCUCUAGCAGUUGAUGCAGAGGAGAAGCAGAAACAACAGCAGACCCUAACUUACCUGAUUGGUCACGACCUGGACAAAGAAGCGUCCGACAGGCUUGGUGAGCUCACUUUCACCCGCAGGAAACUGGCAUCUCCAAGAAGACAAGAGCUAAAAGAUCGGGAUGACAAGUUUUACACCACAGAGCCUUGGACCACAUCUGCCCCCAUGCCAAUUGACCUGAAGGAUCAGCUAGACAGAGGACUCCCUGUCACCAUCCACUACAUGAACCAGCUCAGCUUCUCUGUAAAGGUUGAUUUUACCACAACACCAGAAGUUCUUCUAAAAGUUUUCAGAAGGGUGAUGGCUGACCGGGGUUUGGAUUGUGAUCCUUCUGAUAACCUCGUUUUGAAAGUGUCAGGGAGGGAGGAGUUUUUAUCUGGAGACUUCCACCUUAGUGAGUUCCUCUGGGUGCGACAGUGCAUGAAAACUAACCAAAACCUCCACCUGUCUGUGGUCUCUGUGGCACAGCUUGCUAAAGAGACUGUCCAGGUCGUGGACUGGCCUCUCGUUGACAGCUUCACCGGCCACUUCAGCUCCCACGAGGAUCUUCGUCUUGAAGGGAAGCAAUUGGACGACAUCUUUAUGAUAUCUUUGUGGGACUGCAAAAGAAGACUGAGAGUCAAGCUCCUUGGCUUCGACAUCCCAAAACUGCCAAGCAAACCCCCUCAGUUGGUCUAUGUGGAGGCUUCUAUACUUUAUGGUGACCAAGUUCUUGCCACAGUCUGCUCCGUCCCCAAGCCCUUCACAGACGAAGUGUUGUGGAAUGAGUGGCUGGAGUUUGAUGUUCUCCUCAGGGAUCUGCCUCGUGGAGCUAAGCUGGGUCUCACAAUUAAUGCCAGCGGUACUGACAGUGCCCAGUCCACCAAAGACUCUAAGUCAUCGUCAUCUGCGCCCAACAAAGUAUCGGAUCAACAGAAAGGGAAGGGGAAGGUGCUCUACUUUGUUAAUCUUCUUCUCAUAGACCACAGGUCUGUCCUCAGCCAGGGUCCUUAUACCCUUCACAUGUGGCCCUGCCUUGAACAGGAGGAAGAGGCCUUCAUCUAUCAGGCAGACAAGCUGUCCUCUGCUACCAACCCUGACAUAGCCGACUCCAUGGCAAUCAGCUUCCUUCUAGACCGCUACAGCUUCCCCGUGGUGCUCCCCAACAGCUUGACCCCAUUUGAAGCUUCCCCAUCCCUGCGAGACUCAGGGCAGUUUACCACUUCACCACGGUGUUCGUUCUCUGAGUCUCCUUGUGAUCCCAGGCAGAAUAUCUCAUCAUCCCCUGUGUCGGCCCUUUCCUCCACCGAGGCAACUGCUUUUUCUCCCACACCACCUUCACUCUCCUCCUCACCCUCUUCAGCCCCAUCUAGUACCAGUUCCACCUAUCUAAGUCCACCCAUGGCUGCCAAAACCUCUCAAGGCCUAUCGAUUGAGACCCCAGCCCUCAGGUCAUCUUCUCCCGUCUUAAACACUGACAGGGUUCACCUUCAAAGAUUCCGCGAGCAGAGUGUCCGCUACGCCUCCAACCUGCCCCACUUCCUGCGCAAUGUUGAUUGGAUGAACCGUGAUGUGGUGGAGGAGGUCCACUGGCUGCUGAGCCACUGGGAUCCUGGGGAGCUGGACCUAUCAGUGGCGCUGGAGCUACUGAGCGUGGAUUUUGCUGAUGAGACAGUGAGAAGACUAGCAGUUCAGAGACUGGAAAGUCUGUCCAAUGAUGAAGUGCUAAAGUAUCUGCUGCAGCUGGUACAGACCCUCAAAGUGGAACCUUACCAUGACAGUUUCCUGGCUCAGUACCUCAUCCGGAGAGCUCUGAGAAGCAAGAGAAUCGGCCACUUCUUCUUCUGGUACGUACGCAGCGAGGUGGCAGGGUGUCUGUAUUUCCGUCAGCGCAUGGCCGUGGUUCUGGAGGCCUAUCUGCUGGGCUGCGGUCAGAACAUGCUGGACGGCUUCACCAAGCAGGUCCAGGCUGUGGAGGCACUGCAGGAGGUCGCCUGUCUGAUAAAGAGGAUGUACCCUAAUAAGACCGACCUCCCCCCGACAGCUGCCCUCAAGCUCCAGGAGGUCCUUCGACACUGUAAUUUGCCCCAAGAAUUCCUGGUGCCCUAUGACCCUCGUAUCAGAGUGGGAAGGAUCCUGCUGGACAGAUGCAAGGUGAUGGCCUCGAAGAAAAAGCCUCUGUGGCUGGAGUUCUGCCCCAUGUCUUCACCCACGGGUGCCUCACCUGUGGGCAUCAUCUUCAAAGAGGGGGACGACCUCAGACAGGACAUGCUGGUCAUUCAGACGCUGGUGGUGAUGGACUCCAUCUGGCAGGAGAAAUCUCUGGACCUUAACCUGGUGCCCUAUGGCUGCAUCUCCACAGGACACAACAUAGGUAUGAUAGAGAUUGUGAGGGAUGCAGCGACCAUCGCCUCAGUCCAGAAGAGCCAGGGGGGAACCAGCGCAGCCUUCAAAAACGAUGCUCUGUUUGAGUGGCUCAAGAGCAAGUGCCCUCUCCAGGAAAUUCACUACAAGGUUGUGGAGAAGUUUGUGAACUCCUGUGCUGGUUACUGCGUGGCCACCUACGUGUUAGGUAUAGGAGACCGCCACAAUGACAACAUCAUGGUCACAGACCAAGGGAACCUGUUCCAUAUCGACUUUGGCCACAUCCUGGGCAACAGGAAGCACUUUCUGGGCAUGAGCAGGGAGCGUGUGCCGUUCGUCCUCACACCCGACUUCCUGCAUGUCAUGGGCAGGGUCAGAGGUCACUCUAGCCUCUACUUCCAACGGUUCAGGGACACUUGCACCCAAGCGUACCUCUCUCUGCGCUCCCACUCCCGUCUGCUGGUCACGCUUUUCUCGCUCAUGCUGCUGACCGGUAUCCCGGAGCUGAGCACUGCAGGGGAUAUACGCUACCUGCGGGAGGCGCUGCAGCAGGAACGCAGUGAGACAGAAGCCAGGGAGCACUUCCUCCAGCAAAUCGAUGAGUGCGAGCGGCUGGGCUGGACCGUACAGACCAACUGGUGGUUCCACAUGGUGGCAGGCAUCAAGUAGACCGUUGGAGCACCUGUCAUUUAUUUUACAUGAUGAACUCCUCUGCCACCUCAGUAGAGCAUGUGAGGGGUUGUAUCUUCAUAUCAGAGCCAAUCUGCUGUUGAAUUUCCUAGAGUGUAAAAUAAAUGCUAAACGAUCCAUUCCUCUCAGUUAGUAAUGUCUCUGUCAAGAAGUUUCUUCAUAGUUAAAACUCUAAUUUCUGCAUUUUAGUCCAAAAACAGCUGAUCAGUUAGACCAUGUGCGUGCAUUGUGAACUAGUCUGCUCUUUGCUUUUGUGAUUCAUAUUCAUGCUGUAUCAGUUUGGCAUAUGUGAAAACUGAUGCCCCAGGAUUGGAAGAUAUUUAAACAUCAAUCCUAAUGGCAUCACUGACACUGAUUGACUCUGCUGAAGACAUUUUGAAUGUUGGAAUGUUAUUUUUUGCAGCUUACUAAAGUUAAAGAUGCAUAUCUGUGAGCCUGAAUACUUCCUUUGAGUUAUAUUUGGUUAAGUUUUGAUGAAAGUAUCUGUCUCUGAGUCACACAACAGUGUGUAAAUGAUCUGUGGUGCAUUUAACCUGUGCUUAGAAGUUAUGAUCAUUGCAAAGUUCAGCACAUUUGGUAUUUCAUGUAAGAAGUCUUAAUGAGAGGCUGCAAUGCCAGCAUGUUUGAAGGUCUUCAGCUCUUCUGCAUCAUGACCACUGAGCCUUCUUUCUCAUGCAUAAUUUAACGGGAAUAUUGUAACACAAAGCUUGCAUCUGAGUUGAAUUUUUUUUGCUGAAAUUUUACUAAUGUUUUGCAUUUAGAGACUACAGUAUAGUAAAAAUGUUUUCGACUUGUGCAUCAAUAUUAUGUUCUUAUUCUGACAUUGAUGAUCGACGAUGCAGACGUCUGUCAGUCCAUCUUGCAAAUGCAUUCAAAGCUUUUACAUAUCGUUGCUGUCCAGUGAAAAGUGUGUAUCUCCAAAAUUGGUGAUUUCAAUGUUUUAACUUGAUUUGAGGAUUUACUUCUACGGAUUCAGAAAAUUCUACAAAGCUUGGGUUUAUUGAGGUUUUAAAUAUUAAUUAGAUAAACUGAAAAAUGUGCGGUUAUCAAUACUUUUUUUUCUUUUUGAGGAUUUGCUGAAAAGCUUACAUUCUGUAUAGAUACAUGGUGUUCACUAGUCAGCAACGGUAUAAUAAAAUGUAUUGCUGAUUAACUAAGGGGCAAAAUAUAAUCAGACAGAGCUUAGAAUAGAGGAAGAAAAACAGACACAGAAAAAUGGAGUGAGAGAAAGUUAAAUACUUUAUAUUCAUACUCU
Messenger RNA from Myripristis murdjan (pinecone soldierfish), 4814 nucleotides. RefSeq names its product phosphatidylinositol 4,5-bisphosphate 3-kinase catalytic subunit gamma isoform. The transcript has 13 exons. The coding region runs from base 116 to 3538 and encodes 1140 amino acids. Gene Ontology annotation, biological process: phosphatidylinositol 3-kinase/protein kinase B signal transduction; phosphatidylinositol-mediated signaling; phosphatidylinositol-3-phosphate biosynthetic process. The record is from RefSeq and is a predicted model, not a curated record. Gene Ontology annotation, molecular function: 1-phosphatidylinositol-4-phosphate 3-kinase activity; 1-phosphatidylinositol-3-kinase activity. NCBI's taxonomy places the organism in Eukaryota, Metazoa, Chordata, Actinopteri, Holocentriformes, Holocentridae. Gene Ontology annotation, cellular component: phosphatidylinositol 3-kinase complex, class IB; plasma membrane; phosphatidylinositol 3-kinase complex, class IA.